AUGGCAAUACGGAAUCCUACUAAUACGUUGAUAUUGACGAACGUAGCUUCUGGUAUACUAGAGGAUCCUAGUCCUUUGGUCGAAUAUUUGUCUAAAAAUGGCUAUACCAUUGAGUUAGUCGCUCUACCUAAAUUUGGCAGGAUUUUGGUAAUAUGUGAUAUAACGGAAAAUUCACAAGAAGUGUAUCAGUCACUUAGACAAUCUAGUGAUUGGAAACACUUAGGGAUAACUUACAGUAUAAGAGAUAACCACUGGAGCAUUCUGGGUUCAGAUGCUGAUUUAUUUGCCAGCAAAGUGGACUCAAAAGACUACUUGGAACUUCCCCUGGAAGAUGGUAGUAGAAGAUUUCUCAUUUCGCCCCCACUUUCACCGCCAGCCGAAUGGGACCAUUGGGAUCAAGUUGAAGAGGGACCUAAUGCUAAAUCGGUCUACUCGCCCCAGGACUUGUCACAUCUUCUUUGGGAAAGGUUAGGAGGACUUCAAAGCUCAGAUGUCCGUAAAUAUCAAGAUGAAGAGAUAGAAGAAAAUGAAUAUGAAGUUAGAGACAUGAAAACAGAACCAGAAGUACUAUUCGAAGAUAUAGAUAAUGGGGUUCCUGCAAUAGUACUAGAUACUGUGAAUAACAAGAACAAACCCAAUUAUGCGCCGAAAAAACCGAUUGCAAAGACUUCAAUCCCUCCCCCUUUAGAAUAG
Messenger RNA from Debaryomyces fabryi, 693 nucleotides. RefSeq names its product Rcn1p (gene RCN1). Gene Ontology annotation, molecular function: calcium-dependent protein serine/threonine phosphatase regulator activity. The transcript has a single exon. Gene Ontology annotation, cellular component: cytoplasm; nucleus. The record is from RefSeq and is a predicted model, not a curated record. NCBI's taxonomy places the organism in Eukaryota, Fungi, Ascomycota, Pichiomycetes, Serinales, Debaryomycetaceae. The coding region runs from base 1 to 693 and encodes 230 amino acids. Gene Ontology annotation, biological process: calcium-mediated signaling.